CGCGCCCCGCCACAGGUACCGGGGCGGCCUGAGCAGAGCGGCUGUGGGGCUGCUGGGAGCCGUCCCGCGGGACCUCCGCGCCUUUGCUCCCGGGCAUUCGCCGUGGCGGGCCUCCCUGAAUCCCCCUCUCUCCUCCACCCCCGGCUUCUCUUCUCUUUCCCGGCGUGGCUCGCUCUUGCUUGGGGAACCCCGAGUGCAUCCGCGGAGCGAGCUCGGCGGGGGAGGACCGGCUUGUUGCCGUCGGGAGGAGGGACCCCGCGUGUGCCCCCGGCGCGGGGCGGGGGGGCGAUGAGCCGCGCAUUGUUUGCCCUGUAGGCAGCGCCCGGCGGGCAGCGGGGCGGCGGGCCAUGGGCUCCGCGCCUUUGUCUCCCGAGUGAGCCGGCCCCGAGCCCGCAGCCUCCCGGCGACAUGGACGUGACCGUCUCCGAGCUCCUGGAGCUCUUCCUGCAGAGCCCCUUAGUGACCUGGGUGAAAACCUUCGGGGACCUGGGGAGCGAGGACCAGGACAACCUCGGGGUGUACAUGGACCUGGUGGAUGGCGUCGUCCUGAACAAAAUCAUGCUGCAAAUAGAUCCUCGACCAACCAACCAACGUGUCAACAAGCACGUAAAUAAUGAUACCUAUCUUCGGGUUCAAAACCUGACCAUCUUGAUCAGAAACAUUAAGACUUACUAUCAGGUGAGAUUUCUGCUCUCUGCUAAUUAAUCUGUGGUGCUGUAC
This is a messenger RNA of Parus major (Great Tit), 720 nucleotides long. Its product is annotated as protein Daple-like. Gene Ontology annotation, cellular component: centrosome; cytoplasm. The transcript has 3 exons. The record is from RefSeq and is a predicted model, not a curated record. Gene Ontology annotation, molecular function: dynein light intermediate chain binding; microtubule binding. Bases 409 to 705 code for a protein of 98 amino acids. NCBI's taxonomy places the organism in Eukaryota, Metazoa, Chordata, Aves, Passeriformes, Paridae. Gene Ontology annotation, biological process: cytoskeleton-dependent intracellular transport; cytoplasmic microtubule organization.